Messenger RNA from Amoebophrya sp. A120, 1777 nucleotides. The record is from the annotation of a GenBank genome assembly. NCBI's taxonomy places the organism in Eukaryota, Dinophyceae, Syndiniales, Amoebophryaceae.
AUGUAUGAAAAGUGUUUCAUUUCAUUUACAUCGAGAAGAAAACUGGAAGCCGCUGCAAUUCUAGCGCGAUGCUAUCAAGUACAAAAACAACGCACAAAGAAAUUCACAAGGCGCAGCUGCACGCGUACUCAGAGAAGUCGGAGCCUGUGCAGAACCUGUCGGGCGCACAAUAGCGCGCCUAUUUUUCCUUUUCCACCAGCGCCAAUCGACCGAGAGGUGAAAGUACUUACACGCAAAAAGCCAGAGUGCGGGAGCCCUGUUCUAACGCGUUCCAAAUAUAGGGUCGGCUGGAUAAUAAUUCUGUUACAGUAGGAGUAGGACUUCGGAAUACGAAUUGGGGCGUCAUUUUUACAGAUAUUGUAGCAACAUGAAUCGAAGUAAAAGGCUUUUAUUUGAUUUCCGGCUGGUCACCGGAAGCGCAGCGGGGAAAGAUCAAUAUAAUCAACCGGUGGCAUAAACAGACACGGACGCAGUAAACGACGCAGCCUGUCUCCCUUGGUGUGAAAAAGUCGGAAGAUGUACCACGCGCCAGCGGUGGAUACGCGCCCCAAAGGCGACAGCGCCGCCAAAGCCCUGACGUGAGUCGGCGAGGCCCCAGCGGGAAAAAUCGCCGAGGGCGCAAGCCGCGCACCUACCUCGAUAGCGACAGAGCCGCCCCAAGUCCGUCUGCGCCAAGCUAGGCGCGCCCCAUUGCCUGAGAUGCGCCCGCUCGUGAUCUGACCGGGCUCUCCGUUGGCUUCGCCGGUGCGAGCAGCCCGCCCGCGCGACCCACCGAGUCCGAUCAUGGCCCGCGACACCUUCCCGCGGCAGCGGUGGGUCUCCCGGUUCGGCGGGAUCCUUCUGGGCCCUGUGGGCCCAGCGUCGCAGUUGCUGCCCAUCUGGCCGCGCCUGCCUUGCAAGUGUUCGCCCCAGGCCGACGCCCGGGCGGGCCGCGGACCAGAUCGGUGGACCGAACACAGGGCAGUAGUGGCCAGGCCCGUCGGCAGACCGACGCACCCCGCGGCCGUACCUUGGCCGGGCCGCGCCGGCUAACUCCUUGCGAGCGAAGCUGCGGGCCUCUCGCUAAGUGAAAAGGGCCCCGCGGCGCGCAUGCGCCGAGUGAGAUUGGCGCGCACCCAGCGCAGCCGCGCAGAACUUGCUAGCCGUUCCCACACCCUGGCCGGCCCCCUAGCAGGGGGAUCGCGGAAAGGCCGAGGGGAGUCCUCCUGUAUGCACUCCGCCCCGCGGCCCCGGGGGGGCGCCCGCAAUCCUCCGGGGGCACGCACAAGCGCCACCGGCCAUGGCGCUCGCCCACGUCCGCCCGCCGUAGGGCAGUGCCUGCCAAAACGCCGAACACGUGGCAGCCCUUGCGGCCGUGGAGCAGGGGCGCGCUGUGUCAGCCGGGUCGGGGCCGCUUCGCGGGCCCACACAUAGACCACGCGGGCAGGAACCGCACUCCGCAGCAGUACGCGGGGUGAUGUGCAGAAGCGCGCAUCUGAGGCUUCCGCGGAAGCAGGGGCCCGGCCUCCACUCGAACAAAGUAAGGAAGCGCGCGGCGCCCCCGCGUGUCUCCUGUGUCCCGACAACACUUACGCCAAUUUGAUAGCGCAAAUUCGGGCUUUGCUUUUUCCUUUGGUUGACGAUGUCCUGCGCUUUUGGCCUCAGGAUGAAGGAACAGAAAACUUUGGCAAAGGUGGCGCACUUAUCCUGCAGGAGCGGAAAAUCCUGGGCCUCCGGACAACGGUCAUGCACUGUCAUACCCACUAACAUUACUUAUUCGAACAAUCUCCUAUAUACU